Closterium sp. NIES-67 is the source of this 3116-nucleotide messenger RNA. The record is from the annotation of a GenBank genome assembly. NCBI's taxonomy places the organism in Eukaryota, Viridiplantae, Streptophyta, Zygnematophyceae, Desmidiales, Closteriaceae.
UGUCAGUUGAUGCAGCAUCCAUUGGGAAAUGCUGUUGCCAGUUGCUGAUGCCUCCUGUCGUUGCUGAACUUCUGCUUUUCCUGUUGCGAAACCUUGACGUUUCUUGUUGACUGAAUCUGGCAUCCGUGUAUUCAAUCUGCCAUCUUUCCCCGCGAAUUUCACGCCGCUGAAUCCGCUCUCCAACUCAGAAAUUCCCCCUCUCAGUACUACAAGUUCCAACAUCACGCCCGUGAGAAGCCGCAUUCACUUCUCGUUCGUCAGCAUAUGCCAUGCCAGGCGCCGUAGUUAAAGUACCAGUAACCUGUUGCUUUCCAGCAGCUUCUAGAACCUCUAGAAUUCGCUUGUCUCCCUCCGCUGGUCGCCUCUCCAACAAUCGCCAUCUCACGAUCCGCCUUCAUCAGCCGCCGGGUGGUUCGGAAAGCGUACGCGUUAAGGAGCAGACAGGCUGGUCCGCAGGCUCGUGUUUGGGGAGGAGACGAGUCGGAGUCAGUGCCUUCUUGCGAAGAAAGCAGUUAGAAGGAACUGCCAUCCAUCUGCCACUGGCACAAGAUUCUCAGGAGUUACUGCUACUGGUAGUAGGAACCCUGCCAAAAGGGAAGCACCUCGGCGGAGGCGUGGGACGGAGACGAGGGGCUGUGGUGAUUCCUGCAGCGACCGCCAAUGCUAACGUGGCGUGCGGUACAGGGAGGGAGAAGGCGGGACGCGACGCCAUCCGACGUGGCAUGCAGCUAUUUAUCGAGAACGAGGUGGAGGCGUCACUAGCUGAAUUCGAGGCCGCUUUGGAGCUGGACCCCUCCCAGAUUCCCUAUUUGUGGCAACGGGGCCUCUCACUCUUCUACCUCAACAGGUUCGCUGAAGCUUCACAGCAGUUUCGUGCCUGUAUUGCUGCGAACUCGAGAGACGCUGAAGAGUCUAUCUGGUACUUUGUGUCUGAAGCCAGAGCCAACGGUGCCGACUCCGCCAGAGAAAGCAUGCCAGAGGUGCCCCGAGACCCUGGAAAGGUUUUGAGAGCAGCGUACGACAUGUUUAAGUCUGGAGCUGACCCCUUGCAGGUGUUGGCAGCAGCAGGGGAUGACGAGGGAGGGUCAUCCGCCUUCUAUGCGCGGCUAUACGUCGGGCUCUUCUUUGAGAUCAUGGUGAGAACAAGAGUCUAUGUGCCAUGGGUUGAGUCUACGUGCCAUGGGAUGAGCCUUUGUGCCAUGGGAUGAGUCUAUGUGCCAUGGGAUGAGUCUAUGUGCCAUGGGGUGAGUCUAUGUGCCAUGGGAUGAGUCUAUGUGCCAUGGGUUGAGUCUACGUGCCAUGGGAUGAGUCUUUGUGCCAUGGGAUGAGUCUAUGUGCCAUGGGGUGAGUCUAUGUGCCAUGGGAUGAGUCUAUGUGCCAUGGGAUGAGUCUAUGUGCCAUGGGUUGAGUCUACGUGCCAUGGGAUGAGUCUAUGUGCCAUGGGGUGAGUCUAUGUGCCAUGGGAUGAGUCUAUGUGCCAUGGGAUGAGUCUAUGUGCCAUGGGGUGAGUCUAUGUGCCAUGGGAUGAGUCUAUGUGUCAUGGGAUGAGUCUAUGUGCCAUGGGGUGAGUCUAUGUGCCAUGGGAUGAGUCUAUGUGCCAUGGGAUGAGUCUAUGUGCCAUGGGUUGAGUCUACGUGCGGUGGGAUGAGUCUUUGUGCCAUGGGAUGAGUCUAUGUGCCAUGGGAUGAGUCUAUGUGCCAUGGGGUGAGUCUAUGUGCCAUGGGAUGAGUCUAUGUGCCAUGGGAUGAGUCUAUGUGCCAUGGGGUGAGUCUAUGUGCCAUGGGAUGAGUCUAUGUGCCAUGGGAUGAGUCUAUGUGCCAUGGGUUGAGUCUACGUGCCCUGGGAUGAGUCUUUGUGCCAUGGGAUGAGUCUAUGUGCCAUGGGAUGAGUCUAUGUGCCAUGGGAUGAGUCUAUGUGCCAUGGGUUGAGUCUACGUGCCGUGGGAUGAGUCUUUGUGCCAUGGGAUGAGUCUAUGUGCCAUGGGAUGAGUCUAUGUGCCAUGGGAUGAGUCUAUGUGCCAUGGGUUGAGUCUACGUGCCAUGGGAUGAGUCUUUGUGCCAUGGGUUGAGUCUACGUGCCAUGGGAUGAGUCUAUGUGCCAUGGGAUGGGUCUACGUGCCAUGGGAUGAGUCUACGUGCCAUGGGAUGAGUCUAUGUGCCAUGGGAUGAGUCUAUGUGCCAUGGGAUGAGUCUAUGUGCCAUGGGGUGAGUCUAUGUGCCAUGGGAUGAGUCUAUGUGCCAUGGGAUGAGUCUAUGUGCCAUGGGGUGAUUCUAUGUGCCAUGGGAUGAGUCUAUGUGCCAUGGGAUGAGUCUAUGUGCCAUGGGUUGAGUCUACGUGCCAUGGGAUGAGUCUUUGUGCCAUGGGAUGAGUCUAUGUGCCAUGGGGUGAGUCUAUGUGCCAUGGGAUGAGUCUAUGUGCCAUGGGUUGAGUCUACGUGCCGUGGGAUGAGUCUUUGUGCCAUGGGAUGAGUCUAUGUGCCAUGGGAUGAGUCUAUGUGCCAUGGGAUGAGUCUUUGUGCCAUGGGUUGAGUCUACGUGCCAUGGGAUGAGUCUAUGUGCCAUGGGAUGGGUCUACGUGCCAUGGGAUGAGUCUACGUGCCAUGGGAUGAGUCUAUGUGCCAUGGGAUGAGUCUAUGUGCCAUGGGAUGAGUCUAUGUGCCAUGGGUUGAGUCUACGUGCCAUGGGAUGAGUCUUUGUGCCAUGGGAUGAGUCUAUGUGCCAUGGGAUGAGUCUAUGUGCCAUGGGGUGAGUCUCUGUGCCAUGGGAUGAGUCUAUGUGCCAUGGGAUGAGUCUAUGUGCCAUGGGUUGAGUCUACGUGCCGUGGGAUGAGUCUUUGUGGCCAUGGGAUGAGUCUAUGUGCCAUGGGAUGAGUCUAUGUGCCAUGGGAUGAGUCUAUGUGCCAUAGGUUGAGUCUACGUGCCAUGGGAUGAGUCUAUGUGCCAUGGGAUGAGUCUAUGUGCCAUGGGAUGAGUCUACGUGCCAUGGGAUGAGUCUACGUGCCAUGGGAUGAGUCUAUGUGCCAUGGGAUGAGUCUAUGUGCCAUGGGUUGAGUCUAUGUGCCAUGGGAUGAGUCUACGUGCCAUGGGAUGAGUCUAUGUGCCAUGGGAUGAGUCUAUG